AUGUCUCCUCCCGGCUCGCCUCGUCUCGUUGAUUCAUAUACUGCCCCAAAGGAAGUACUUCAGGAGUUCCAUGAGCUUGCUGAGGAGGAGAAUUUCGACCCGUUCGCGGAAACCUCUUCAAAGCGCCAGAUAGCCGCCCGCCAGUCUGACUACCAUAACCGCCGCUUUAAUCGCCAGGCAAAUGAGUCGGCCGACGCAUUCAAGGCUGCAGAGGAGGGAAUGGAGGUGGAUGGUGGUUAUAAAGACGCAAUGCGGCUGCAACGACUAGAGAAAGAGGAGGAGCGAGUCAGACGAGCUAUUGAGGAAAAGGAGAAGAAGGAUAGGGAGGAGGGGAUUGACAAGGCUGCUCUCGAUAAGACGCCCCCGAGGAAGGAGCUUGAAGAGGCGGAGAAAAUUCUUCAAUCUGUAGCUGCUAGUGCGAAGCGGAAACGCAGAUGGGACGUCCCGGAGGGUUCUGAGGAUAAGGAGAAUCAGGAUGUCAAGCCUGAUACUGGGGAAUGGUCUAAAGAAUCUCUUGAAGCUGCCGCUCCGAAGAAACGACGCUCCCGCUGGGACGCAACACCUGCGGAUGUCAACGUUCAAGAAACGCCGAAGCGUUCACGCUGGGAUCAAGUUGCCCCUCCUGAACCCGCGCAGCCAAUGGAGAAGAUCAUUAUGAACGCUCCUGGAAUAAAUCUUGAGGAGAGAACCAAUCGGUACCUUACGGACGAAGAGCUAAAUGCUCUCCUUCCUUCGCAAGGGUAUGCCAUUGUCCCUCCUCCACCGGGUUAUGCACCGAUGCGUGCUCCGCCACAGCUUACUGGUUAUGCUCCCGAAUUUGCUGGAUUCCAUAUCCAGGAGGGCUCUGAUGCUGCGGCAGCUGCAGCUGCAGCCGGUCUUGCUCCCGAGCUUCCCACUGAAAUUCCGGGCGUUGGGAACCUCGCUUUCUUCAAGGCUGAGGAUGCACAAUAUUUCGCCAAGAUCAUGAAGGAAGAAGACGAGACGCAGCUCACUGUUGAAGAAAUGAAAGAGCGAAAAAUCAUGCGUUUACUCCUUAAGAUCAAAAAUGGUACACCGCCAGUGCGUAAGACUGCAUUGCGACAGAUCACGGACAAGGCUCGUGAAUUUGGUGCUGGCCCUCUGUUCGACAAGAUUUUACCUCUGCUCAUGGAGCGUACCUUGGAGGACCAGGAGAGGCAUCUACUUGUCAAGGUCAUUGAUCGAGUUUUGUACAAGCUUGAUGACCUUGUUCGUCCGUACGUACACAAGAUCCUCGUAGUCAUCGAGCCGCUGCUCAUUGACGAGGAUUAUUAUGCUCGUGUUGAAGGCCGUGAGAUUAUCUCUAACCUUUCCAAAGCCGCCGGUCUCGCACAUAUGAUCUCGACUAUGCGUCCUGACAUUGACCACGCCGACGAAUACGUCCGAAACACGACAGCGCGUGCCUUCUCUGUCGUCGCAUCUGCGCUUGGUAUCCCUGCACUACUUCCGUUCCUCAAGGCUGUCUGUCGCAGUAAGAAGUCGUGGCAGGCUCGUCAUACUGGUAUCCGUAUUGUCCAGCAGAUUGCUAUCAUGAUGGGAUGUGCUGUGCUCCCGCACUUGCGUAAUCUCGUGGACGCCGUUGCACAUGGUCUGACCGACGAACAACAAAAGGUCCGAACUAUGACCGCCCUUGCCCUCGCCGCCCUCGCUGAAGCAGCUGCUCCAUAUGGCAUUGAAUCAUUCGACAAUGUACUUAAACCGCUUUGGCUGGGUAUCCGUCUGCACAGGGGGAAGGGUUUGGCGGCUUUCCUGAAGGCAAUUGGAUUUAUUAUCCCACUCAUGGACCCGGAAUAUGCUUCCUAUUAUACAAAGGAAGUUACAGUCAUUCUUAUCCGAGAGUUCCAGACAUCAGAUGAGGAGAUGAAGAAGAUUGUCCUUAAAGUGGUGAAACAGUGCGCUGCAACCGAAGGUGUUACGCCGCAGUACAUCAAGCAGGAUAUUCUUCCGGAUUUCUUCAAGUCCUUCUGGGUACGUCGCAUGGCACUCGACCGCCGCAACUACAAACAGGUCGUCGAGACAACUGUCGAGCUGGCGCAAAAAGCGGGUGUGGCAGAGAUUGUCGGACGCGUUGUGAACGACCUCAAGGACGAAGCAGAACCAUACCGAAAGAUGGUUAUGGAGACAAUCACGAAAGUCAUAGCGAGCUUGGGUGCAGCAGACAUAGAUGAACGUCUUGAGGUCCGCCUCGUCGACGGCAUUAUUUAUUCGUUCCAGGAGCAAACGACGGAGGAUCAAGUCAUGUUGGAUGGUUUCGGUACAGUCGUCAAUGCCCUUGGAAUUCGAGUGAAGCCAUAUCUCGUACAGAUUGUCUCAACCAUCCUUUGGCGACUGAACAACAAGAGCGCAAAGGUUCGACAGCAGGCCGCAGAUUUGACGAGCCGACUCGCGGUCGUCAUCAAGCAAUGCGGUGAAGACCAGCUUUUGAGUAAACUUGGUUUAGUAUUGUUCGAGCAGCUUGGAGAGGAGUACCCGGAUACACUGGGAAGUAUCAUCGCAGCUGUUGGAGCCAUUGCCAAUGUCGUAGGUAUGACACAGAUGAACCCGCCAGUAAAAGAUUUAUUGCCACGUAUGACUCCUAUUCUUCGAAAUCGACACGAAAAGGUGCAGGAAGCAUCUAUCAACUUAAUCGGUCGUAUUGCUGAUCGUGGUGCCGAGUUCGUUCCUGCGAGAGAAUGGAUGCGUAUUUGCUUUGAACUUCUGGACCUUCUGAAAGCCCACAAGAAAGCUAUUCGACGAGCGGCUGUGAACUCCUUUGGUUACAUUGCCAAGAGUUUGGGUCCUCAGGACGUACUUUCUGUCCUCUUAACCAAUCUACGUGUACAGGAACGACAGUCGCGUGUGUGCAGUACCGUAGCCAUUGCUAUCGUCGCUGAGACUUGCGGACCCUUCACUUGCAUCCCUGCGAUCUUGUCAGAAUAUCGCACAGCCGAGUUGAACGUUCGAACAGGUUGUCUAAAAGCACUUUCAUUCGUCUUUGAAUACGUUGGUCCCCAGUCAGCAUAUUACUGUGAUUCGGUCGUAACUAUGCUUGAGGAUGCAUUAACUGACCGGGAUCUCGUCCAUCGACAAACCGCGAGUACGAUUGUCAAGCAUUUGGCUCUUGGCGUCGCCGGUCUUGGCUGCGAGGACUCAAUGUUGCACCUGAUGAACCUCGUGUGGCCGAAUUGUUUCGAGACAUCCCCACAUGUCAUCGGAGCUGUGAUGGAGGCGAUUGAAGCGAUGCGGGUGACGCUUGGACCCGGCGUACUCCUGAGCUACACGCUGCAGGGAUUGUUCCACCCAGCACGCAAGGUCCGUGAAGUGUACUGGCGGAUAUACAAUGCCUUGUACCUCGGUGCUGCAGAUGCGCUUGUACCGUUCCAUCCCGACUUAUCAGAACUGAGCGAGGGUCAAAAUAUGUACGAUAGGGCACCUCUGCAGAUGUUUAUUUGA
Fomitiporia mediterranea MF3/22 is the source of this 3450-nucleotide messenger RNA. Its product is annotated as ARM repeat-containing protein. The transcript has 4 exons. Gene Ontology annotation, molecular function: mRNA binding. The record is from RefSeq and is a predicted model, not a curated record. Gene Ontology annotation, biological process: spliceosomal complex assembly. NCBI's taxonomy places the organism in Eukaryota, Fungi, Basidiomycota, Agaricomycetes, Hymenochaetales, Hymenochaetaceae. Bases 1 to 3450 code for a protein of 1149 amino acids. Gene Ontology annotation, cellular component: U2-type prespliceosome; U2 snRNP; U12-type spliceosomal complex.